This is a messenger RNA of Papaver somniferum (opium poppy), 504 nucleotides long. RefSeq lists its product as uncharacterized. Lineage: Eukaryota; Viridiplantae; Streptophyta; Magnoliopsida; Ranunculales; Papaveraceae. Bases 1 to 504 code for a protein of 167 amino acids. The transcript has a single exon. The record is from RefSeq and is a predicted model, not a curated record.
AUGUCUCGAAGACCUAAUGGUCUGUUUUUAUCUCAAUGGAAAUACACCUUAGAUAUUCUGUCUGAGACUGGACUUCUUGGAGCUAAACCAUCUUCUUCGCAUAUUGAUCAACAUCAUCAUUUAGCUCUUGAUGAUGGACCUUUGUAUUCUGAUUCAUCCCAGUAUCAUCGGCUUAUUGCACGCGUGAUUUAUUUGACGAUUACGCAUCCUGAAUUGUGUUACUUGGUGCAUGUAUUGGCUCAAUUUAUGCAGUCUCCUCGGGUAUCUCAUUGGAAAGAUGCUCUCCGAGUUCUUCGUUAUAUAAAGGGUCAUCCUGGUCAAGGGAUUUUUUUACGCAGGGAUAGUGCUCUUCAUCUUACGGUUUGUUGUGACUUUGACCGGGCCUCCUGGCCUCUUAGUCAUUGUUCGCUUACUGGUUACUUUAUCUUUUUAGGAUGCUCACAUAUAUCUGGGAAGACAAAGAAACAAUACACAGUAUCUCGCUCUUCAGCUGAGGCCGAGUAA